AUGAGCAUUCACUCACUCGAUCAUGCGCAGACCAUUGAGCUGCCACCUGUCGCUUUCGAUGAAAGAGACAUCGAGGCAAAUCCGCGGGCAUAUAACUCACCGCCAUCACCCUUUUCCACGCCCGCCAAGGGAGCGGCUCCUCAUUCGCCUGGAACAUUCACUACUGCGGCUCGGAUCACAUCGCAGGAUACGGUCAAACAUCGCGUGCGACGCUCCAACACAGCCCGCUCUUAUCAUCCCGACAGUGUUGCUCAUGACCCCAACUGGCAACCAGGAACAGAGCCAGGCAUUGACCCGAACAAACCACCUCCCGCCUAUGGCGCCGAUUGGGCACCCCAUAUACCUGCUGAAUUACACAGAAGGUGCGAGAUAAUCGUGGUGGACUUUUCGCAACAUGAAAUGCGGCAGUACGAGCUGGACAAUGACACACUGGAAGCGUUCCUCGAGCGAGAAAGGGAGCCUUGGGUCCAAUGCAGGUGGAUCAAUGUCAAUGGGCUGAGUUGGGAUGUCAUCAGGAUUUUGGGAAAGCAUAAGGGUGUCCACAGACUUGCAAUUGAGGACAUGAUCAACACGACAAACCGUACGAAGGCGGACUGGUAUUCGGAUCACGCUUAUAUCGUGCUUACCUUGCAGAAGCUGGUAAAGCUCAGGGAGGAGUCUAGCAGUGACUCUGAAGAGGAACAAGAAGACGGACGGAGCUCAUUCGCACGCGACCGCAAAACUUCGACAGCAAGUGGGAAGGCCCAUUCACUGAAGCGGCCAACCAAAAGAUCUCUCGUUGUGGCCGCAUUGAAAGAUCUCUUCACAUUUCAGUCAUCAAAGGAGACAGACGACAGAUAUGCUCGUAGGGCGAGCGUUCGCCCUUCGCGGAGGAGGAGAGCCUCGGCAAAACCCCAGGCCAAUUUGGGUGACAGUGUCAGUGCAGGGCUCACGGCGCGCAGCAUUCAGCGCUUCCGCGGGGGGCCAAACGAGGACAGGAUCGGGUUCAUGGAACGCCAUGCCGUUCUAGCAUCGAAGGGUCUGAGUGUCACACUCGAACAGGUUUCGCUAUUCUUGCAUGCAGAUAAUACGGUCACCUCCUUCUUCGAGACAAGUGCCGACGACAUUGAGGCGCCUAUUGUUCGUCGCCUUAGUUCGCCGGAGACGAUUUUGCGCCAAUCCUGCGAUGCCAGCAUGCUCUUGCAAGCUAUAUUAGACGCCAUAAUUGACCUGGCUAUUCCAGUGACGAGCGCCUAUCAAGACGCAAUCGGCGACCUGGAACUCGAAGUCCUCACAGAUCCCGACGUGGAUCAAUCCAAAAGGUUGUAUAUACUAACGUCUGAGAUUGCUGUUUUGCGAAGCUCCAUGCAGCCGAUUGUGACGGUCAUCAACGCGCUCCGUGACCAUCGCUCAGAGCCCGUCAGUGCCCCUGGCUUCGGCCUCAAACAACUCGGCACCACAACGCCACUUUCAACGUCAGGUUUCAACAGCUCAGACGCUCAGACCCAGGUGGGGGUCGCCACGCCAAAUCUGAAGAGCUUGGGUGGAUCAAGUGUCUCCAUCAGCCACAUGUGUCAUACGUACCUAGGGGAUGCGCUGGAUCAUUGUAUAACUAUUGUGGAGACAUACGACCAAAUGAGACGUGCUGCUGACAACAUGAUCGAUCUGAUAUUCAACACAAUCGGAGCCUAUCAGAGCGAAAGCAUGAAGCAGCUGAGCCUUGUGACAUGCCUCUAUCUGCCAUUGACAUUCUUGACUGGUUACUUUGGAAUGAACUUUCAGGACUUCGCUGCAAUCCAUCAUACUGAUUCUUACUUCUGGAUGAUUGCGGUUCCUUUCGUCUUCGCAACGACUCUUUUUCUGAUGCGGGACAAGAUUCAGCGCUACGCGGUGCUGCUGGCCCAGAGACGAUUGAUCAUCAGCUCGAGGAAGCAGAGACGCGAGCGAAAGCCCAUGAAACGGGUUUGA
Aspergillus pseudoviridinutans is the source of this 1947-nucleotide messenger RNA. Its product is annotated as putative CorA family metal ion transporter. The record is from RefSeq and is a predicted model, not a curated record. NCBI's taxonomy places the organism in Eukaryota, Fungi, Ascomycota, Eurotiomycetes, Eurotiales, Aspergillaceae. Gene Ontology annotation, molecular function: magnesium ion binding; cobalt ion transmembrane transporter activity; cobalt ion binding. Gene Ontology annotation, biological process: metal ion transport; transmembrane transport. The transcript has 5 exons. Bases 1 to 1947 code for a protein of 648 amino acids. Gene Ontology annotation, cellular component: membrane.